Molecule: messenger RNA, 1925 nt
Organism: Salvelinus fontinalis (brook trout)
Lineage: Eukaryota; Metazoa; Chordata; Actinopteri; Salmoniformes; Salmonidae
Product: general transcription factor II-I repeat domain-containing protein 2-like
Exons: 1
Coding region: 105-1925 (606 amino acids)
Source: RefSeq, a predicted model, not a curated record
AUGCAACGGUGACGCACCGAGCAGUAGGCUGCUUCAUUUCAAUAUUUAUUGGCACAGCAGUCGUCAGCAUCACAGUAAAAUUAACUUUCAGAUACCCAUCAAAAAUGGCAAAACGGAAGGUGGACACUGAGAACCGGGGGUUUCAAACAAGGUGGGAGUCGGAGUAUAUGUUCACGGAGGUAGCUGGAAAACCUGUGUGUCUUCUGUGUGGAGAAAGUGUGGCGGUACUGAAAGAGUAUAAUCUGAGACGACAUUAUGAAACGAAACACGCGGACAAAAACAAGAAUAUGGACAUGGAACAAAGGCUACAAAAGGCAGAGGAAUUAAAACGAGGCCUCAAAUCUCGACAGGCUCUGUUCAAAAAAGCCAAAUCACAAGGCCAGGCUGCUGUCAAGGCCAGUUUUAUUUUGGCAGAAGAGAUCGCUAAAUCAGCCCGGCCAUUUACGGAGGGGGAUUUCAUCAAAAACUGCAUGAUUAAAGUUUGUGACGAAGUUUGCCCAGAAAAAAGGCAACUCUUUUUAAAUGUGAGUCUGAGCAGAAACACCAUUGCCGAGAGAGUAGACCAGUUGUCCAUCAAUCUAAAAGAGCAGCUUGUGAAAAAGGGAAAAGAUUUCAUUGCAUAUUCCUUGGCUGUGGAUGAGAGCACCGACAUUUCUGACAUUGCCCAGUUGUCAAUUUUCAUCCGCGGAGUGGACUCCAGCCUAAGCGUGACAGAGGAGUUUUUGGCUUUACGUCCUAUGCAUGGCACAACUACGGGGCAUGAUUUGUAUGAAGAGGUGUCAAGAUGUGUAAAUGAGAUGGAGCUGCCUUGGGAAAAACUCGUGGGUUUGACAACCGACGGAGCACCUGCGAUGUGUGGACACAGGAGCGGACUGGUGGCGAAGAUACGGGAAAAGAUGCAAGAGGAAAACGCGACAGGUGAGCUGACAGCUUAUCAUUGUAUCAUACACCAGGAAGCGUUGUGCGGUAAAGCCUUGAAAAUGGAGCAUGUAAUGAGCAUCAUCACGCGCACAGUUAACUUUAUCAGAGCCAAAGGUUUGAAUCACCGCCAGUUCAAGGCAUUUCUGACGGAGUUAGAAACGGAGCAUGGUGAUUUGCCUUAUCACACAGAGGUGCGAUGGCUAAGCCAGGGAAAGGUGCUUCAAAGAUGUUUCGAGCUUCGUGAGGAGAUUUGUCUGUUCUUGGACAGCAAAGGGAAAGACACAACACAACUCCGAGACGAAAUGUUUCUGUGUGAAAUGGCUUUUCUGUGUGACAUUACGAGUCAUCUGAAUGCAAUGAACUUGCAGCUGCAGGGUCGGGAUCAUGUCAUCUCUGAUAUGUACAGUACAGUGAAGGCAUUUAAAACCAAACUGACUCUGUGGGAGACGCAGAUGCGGAAAGAAAAUUUGAGCCACUUUCCCAGCUGCCAGACCAUGAAAGAGAAGCUCUCUACCAGUGCGUUCCCAAGCGCACAGUUGGCUGAUAAAAUAGGUAUGCUUGCCGCUGACUUUCGACGCCGAUUUGCUGACUUUGAAGCACAAAAAAGCAGGUUGGAACUGCUCGGUAACCCAUUUGCUGUUGACGUGGAAAGCUCACCACCAAACCUCCAAAUGGAGUUGAUUGACCUCCAAUGCAAUGAUGCACUGAGGGCAAAAUAUGCGGCAGUGGGUGCUGCGGAGUUCGCCCGUUUCCUCCCCGACACAAUGCCCCAGCUGCGCAUCCAGGCUGCUCAAACGUUGUCUAUGUUUGGCAGCACAUACCUGUGUGAACAACUGUUUUCUUUGAUGAACCUGAACAAAACAUCACACAGAAGUCGACUUACUGCUGAACACCUCCACUCAAUUCUGAGGAUUUCCUCAGCUCAGAGCCUUACCCCGAACAUUGAUGAACUUGUGGAAAAGAUGGGACACCACCAAGUAUCACCCUCAACCUCAAACAAGUGA